GAAGAAGAAGUCCGGGGACAACAGUAUGGCGGUGUGAUGACGGAGGAGACAUAGGGACGCCUAGCUUCUGCAAUGAACUAUCCACCUCUCUGACACCAUGUAGAAGUGUCUCAUGUGUACUGCAUAACAGAGGCGGAUGCAACUUCAGAUGCCUUACAAACGAUGAGCGACUCUAGCUCGUCGUCUACUGCAUCUUUCGACGCCGGACUGGAGUCUAUGACGACGACGACAACCACGACCUCGACGUCGUCCUCCGAUGACUCCAAUAUGCCUGACGGCAUACGGGUGCGACUAGGAGUCUUUCGACGAAGAGAACGAGAGCGGGCUAGGCGGACUUGGGCCGAUUUUCCCGAGCCCACCAUUGAGCUGCCUGACGACGAGACCAUCAGGAUGCCUGAAGCAGUUGAGGAAUCUGACGAGGAGGAGUUACUUCCAGGUGUUGUACGCGAGAAGUGCUGUAUCUGCCUCCGCACAUAUAGAGAGAGCGACACACUUAGGCAACUUCCCUGCGGCCAUGUGUUUCACGACAGAUGUGUAUCGUACUGGUUGAGGAGACAACAAAUUUGUCCUGUGUGUCGCAUGGUUGUAAUCAUAGCAAGACGAAGCCAUCCUCAUCGCGGGACUCCAUAGCUGCCACAACGUCGAUUUGUGCACAAGAAAAAUUAAAUAUUACGUGUAUGAAU
Ornithodoros turicata is the source of this 683-nucleotide messenger RNA. RefSeq lists its product as uncharacterized. Bases 163 to 630 code for a protein of 155 amino acids. The record is from RefSeq and is a predicted model, not a curated record. Gene Ontology annotation, biological process: ubiquitin-dependent protein catabolic process; protein ubiquitination. NCBI's taxonomy places the organism in Eukaryota, Metazoa, Arthropoda, Arachnida, Ixodida, Argasidae. The transcript has 4 exons. Gene Ontology annotation, molecular function: ubiquitin protein ligase activity.